AUGUCUUGUGAUAGCGAGGUAUCCCUCCCCGCCAUCCCUUAUGGCCGGCGUCUUAUAGCUGCCACUCUCGAUGAAUUGGCUCGAACUUCGCCCAACCGCACAUAUGCUUCCAUCCCAAAGUCCGACACCGACAUCACUCUCGGCUUCCGCGACAUUACCUACGCCGAACUGGCCGCCGCCGUCGAUCACACAGCAUACUGGCUUGAUGAGCAUCUCCCUCCUCCGCCAUCGCGUUCGCCUUCCUCCAGCGUCGCGUCCCUUCCAUCGACUGGUUCCAAGAGCAAUGGUGAAAAUGAGAAUGGAUCCACCACUGAACAGGAGCCACGUCAAACAUUCACCUACUUCGGCCCACGCGACUUGCGCUACAUUCUCUUCCUCGUGGCAGCCAUGAAAACCGACCGUCGCAUGCUGAAUACCAGCACAAUGGGUUCUCUCGAAGCCCAAGUCUACCUCGCUGACGCUGCUGCAUGCCGCGCCUUCUUCUACGCGAAAGAUUUGGGAGGUGUUGUGCCCGAGUACGUCAGAGAAAUCCCACAGAAGAUCGAAGGCAGCACGACCAUCACUGUCCCCUCAUUCGAAGACCUGUUCUUCGGAAGCGUCGACAGAGCACAGAAACACUACCCGUACGAGAAGACAUGGGACGAAGCGCGCGGCGACGAGAUCGCCAUCUACCACACGUCUGGCAGCUCCGGCUUCCCGAAGCUGGUGCCCUACACCAACGAGAUGUUCGCCCGGGUCGACACGUGGAACCUGCUGGAGGACGUCGACGGCAUGACCACAAGCAAAGAGUACUACGCCGACAAACGAAUCUGGGUCGCUCUGCCAAUCUUCCACCUCGCCGGCGCCCUCGUCUCCCUCCCCUGCGCCCUCUUCUUCUCCACCAUCCCCGUCUUCCUCCCCUCCACCACCCUCCCCACCCCCUCCGCCUUCACCUCCCUCACCACCCACUACAACAACAACAACGCCACCACCCACCACCCCCGCCUCGACGGCAUCUUCGUGCCCCCCUCCCUCCUCGAGGACCUGACCCUGCACCACCACGACCCCUCCUGCCCAACCAACACCCCCAUGAGCACCCCGCACCCCGCCCUCCGCCCCCUCUCCACCAUAAUCUUCGGCGGCGCCCCGCUCUCCCCCGCCGCCGGCCGCGCCCUCGCCCCCCUCCGCUCGCUGCGCACCUGCAUCGGCAGCACCGAGGGCGGCUACUGGCCGACGCUGCGGCCGGACGGCGAUGGCGACGGCGACGAUCAAACCGCUGCGCAAACGGACCUCUGGGACCACAUCGCGCCGCAUCCGCGCAUGGGCGCCGCGUUUGAGCGGGUCAGUGGGGGAAGCGGCGAGGGCGAGGACAUGUACGAGUUGGUCGUCGUGCCGGGGGCGGCGGGAGCGAACGGCGAGGUGGUGUUUACGAAUUUCUUCGGCGCGGCGGGGACGAUGGGCGGCGGGGAUGGAGGGGGCGGCCGGGGCGGCGCGGUGGUGGGGGGCGUGUGGCGGACGAAGGAUCUGUUCAGUCCGUACACAGGGCCGGAUGCGGAAAGGGUGAUGGGCAGGGCGGCGGGGGUGUGGAAGUAUCGGGGGCGGACGGACGACUUGGUGGUGCUGACGGGGGAGGUGAAGAUGUAUGCGGGGGGGUUGGAGGAGAGGGUCGGGUGUCAUGCGAGGGUGAGGCAUGCGCUGGUGGGGGGGUAUGGGAGGGAGGUGCCGUUUUUGUUGUUGGAGGUUGUGGAGGGGCCGGAGGGGGAGGGAGGGGAAGAUGUGUUGGAGGAGGUUUGGGAAGCGGUGGAGGAGGCGAAUAGGGAUGUUGGGCCGAGGGUGGAGUUGAGGAGGGAGUUGACGUUGGUGGCGACGAAGGACAAGCCGUUUGCGAGGUUGGCCAAGGGGUCCGUGGAUCGGAGGGGCACGUUUGCGAGGUUUGAGAAGGAGGUGGAUGAGAUGUAUCAGAGGUGGCAGGGGUGA
Messenger RNA from Diplodia corticola, 1956 nucleotides. RefSeq names its product acetyl-synthetase-like protein. The transcript has 2 exons. Bases 1 to 1956 code for a protein of 651 amino acids. NCBI's taxonomy places the organism in Eukaryota, Fungi, Ascomycota, Dothideomycetes, Botryosphaeriales, Botryosphaeriaceae. The record is from RefSeq and is a predicted model, not a curated record.